This is a messenger RNA of Myiozetetes cayanensis, 8138 nucleotides long. It is a transcript of the gene SMC6, whose product is annotated as structural maintenance of chromosomes 6. The coding region runs from base 516 to 3803 and encodes 1095 amino acids. Gene Ontology annotation, molecular function: damaged DNA binding; single-stranded DNA binding. The transcript is spliced from 27 exons. The record is from RefSeq and is a predicted model, not a curated record. Gene Ontology annotation, cellular component: Smc5-Smc6 complex; site of double-strand break; nucleus. NCBI's taxonomy places the organism in Eukaryota, Metazoa, Chordata, Aves, Passeriformes, Tyrannidae. Gene Ontology annotation, biological process: double-strand break repair via homologous recombination.
AGUGAAUUCCUUGUUGCUGCAGUAAGUUUCCUCAUUCCUUUUGUCUUUUUAUACUCCCUGAAGGAGCUACCUUCACAGACAUUUGUCAUAAUUUCUGAGGCUACUUUUUGCCUGCAGUUCCAGUUAAGUUUUGUUUGCAGUACUAACUCUUCCAAAAUUUUGGGGUGCGGAUUGUUCUAUCUUUUGCCUUCCUCACAGUUAGACUACAUGAGUGAGUUUUCUUGGUUAUGUUGUUCUGUUUUCCACUCUCAUACUCUCUUUUCCUUAGAUGUUCAAAUAGUAUAGCAGUGAAACUCAUAGCCCAGAGCUCUAGUUUGGAUGUUAUUAAUUGCAACAUCUAAAGCUUGUGUUUUCCCUUCUUUUUAGAGAAAGAGUUUGAUGGAACAGCAGACUGACUGAAUGUUUCUCUUCAUAUUUGGAUAAUGGGUGUACAAAGGACUGUUUCCUGGUCUGAAUAAUUUAUUCUUGAAGGCAUGUUUCUGUAGUAAACCGAAAGUAACAUAGCAAAAGUACUCAUGGGUAAGAGAAAGGAGGAAAGUAUUUCAAAACCUGGAUCCCAGAAAAGGCGGAGAAAAGAAUGCACAGAUGAACAUAGUGAUGAGUCUAAUGAAGAAGAAAAUUUAGAGUCAUCAGCUGAUGGUAAUACCUCUUCACAGUUGACUGCCGGUGAAGUUGGGAUAAUUGAAAGUAUCCAGCUAAAGAACUUCAUGUGCCAUUCAAAUCUGGGGCCUUUUCAGUUUGGAUCAAAUAUCAAUUUCGUUGUUGGAAGCAAUGGAAGUGGAAAAAGUUCUAUUUUAACUGGUCUUAUUGUUGGACUUGGUGGAAAAGCCACUGCAACUAAUAGAGGUUCCUCAUUAAAAAUGUUUAUUCGAGAUGGAGAGACUUCUGCGGAUAUUUCCAUAACUUUGCGAAACCAGGGCAGAGAUGCAUUUAAACCAGAAUCGUAUGGUAACUCUAUUAUUGUGAAUCAGCACAUUAAUCAGGAUGGAAGCAGAAGUUACAAACUGAAAAGCAAAUCUGGAAACCUAAUUUCUUCAAAGAAAGAGGAACUAGUAAAAAUACUGGAUCAUUUUAAUAUACAGGUAGAUAAUCCUGUGACUAUUUUAACCCAAGAGAUGAGUAAACAGUUUUUACAGACUAAAAGUGGAAGUGACAAGUAUAAGUUUUUUAUGAAGGCAACUCAGCUGGAACAAAUGAAAGAAGACUAUUCAUGUGUUGAGAAAACUCAACAGAAUACACGUAUUCAGAUAGAACAAGGAAGAGAGCGUCUUGAAGAACUGAAGCAAAUUUAUUUAGAAAAAAAGGAACGCUACAAAAGCAUCGCAUUUGUGAAUGACAUGCGAAGACAUCUCGAAGAUUUGAAACAUAGUAUAGCGUGGGCAGUGGUGAGUGAGAUGGAAAAAGAAAUAGAGCCAAUCAAAGAAGGCAUCAAGGCUGAAGAAGCAAAUACAGAGUUUAUUCAGAAGGUAGAAGAAUGGCAGGUAAAAGUGAAUGAAGCAGAAAAAAAGUACAAAGCAAUACAAGACAGAUUAGAAACAGUAAGUGAAGAAGCACAAGCCCUUCAUCCUCAGUGUAUUUCUUUGAAGGCUGAAGUGCAGGCAAAAAGAAAAGCAGUUAAUGAAAUUGAGGUGGUUUAUAAUCGUUUCAAAACGGAGUUAAAACGUCUGGGAAAAGACGAUGAACAGCUGCAUAAACGAAUUGAAGAACUGAAAAGCAGUGCUAAUCAGGUUUCAGAGCCUGAAAAAUUGGAAAGACAAAGGAAAAUUACAUACUUAAGGGAACAGUUAAAGGCAUUCCGUGAUGAAGAAAUAAUGAUUGCUCAGCAGAUGGAUCAGUUUCAGCAGGCUAUAUAUAGGUGUAGAGAAGAACAUGCCAGGGUCAGGAGAGAAAACACUGAUGCGCAACAAGCACUGGAUGCCAAGCAGAAACAGCUGAGAGAGCUGAAAGAUAGUAAAACAGAUACUUUGAAAAGAUUUGGACCACACAUACCAGGAUUUGUUGAAGCAGUUGAAACAGCUUAUAGGCAAGGGCGCUUUAAAAAUAAACCUCUUGGACCUAUAGGUGCUUUCAUUCAUCCAAAAGAUCCUGAACUGACCUUGGGUAUCGAAGCCUGUUUAAAGGGCCUAGUUCAUGCAUUUUGCUGUGAUAAUCAUAGCGACGAAAGAACUCUACAAUUACUGAUGACAAAACAUUACCCACGUGGAUUUAGACCUCAAAUAAUUGUAAAUAAAUUCCAGAAUAAAAUUUAUGAUGUUAGACAGAGAGCUGUUUAUCAUCCAGAAUUCCCAUCUGUACUGACAGCAUUGGAAAUAGAUCAUGUAAUGGUUGCCAAUUGUUUGAUCGAUGUGAGGGGUAUAGAAAAAGUCCUGCUAAUUAAAAGCAGCCGUAGAGCUCGUGAGGUAAUGCAGUCCAGUCGUCCCCCAACAAACUGUAAAGAAGCUUUCACUGGUGAAGGUGAUCACGUCUUUGAAAGACGGUAUUACUCUUCCAAUUACUCCAGACCCAAGUACCUCAGUCAAGAUGUUGAAGCAGAAAUAAGUCACUUGGAUAAAGAGAUUGAAAGCAAAAGGGCACAGUUGGCAGCAUCUCAGCAACAUUUACAUUCCAUUGAAAAUGAGAUUAGGCAAAAUGAAGAUCAUCUUUAUGGUCAUCGACGACACCAAAAAGAACUACAGAUAAAAAUAAGAACAGCAAAUGCAGAAAUAGUAGACCUUGAAAAUAUGGAAGAACACCAGUCAGUGGACAUCUGUAUCUUACAAAAUGAAGCUGAAGAAAAUAAGGCUAAGAUGGAAUCUGUAAAGGAAGACAUGCAACUACAAAGCAGAAAAAUGGAAAAACAGAAAAAUAUUCUCCUGGAAGCUGAAAAAAGAUUAAAAGAAGUGAAAGAAAAAAUUCAUGAAGUAGAAGAAGUUGCUGGCCCAAUUAGGGAUGAAUUAAACCAGGCUGAGUCAGAAAUGGAAAGCAGUAAACGCCAUUUGCAGCACUAUGCAGACAAACAGAAAGAACAUUUGGCCUGCAUCAGAAAGCACAAAGAAUUACUGGCUGCCAAAGAAAAGGAACUAGAGGAAAAAACAGCCCAAGCCAGGCAGAUCUACUCGGAGCGCAUCCAUGUCAGCAGGACUGUUAAGAGUCUUGAUGCAGAAAUGAAUCGCCUGAGAGAGAAGAUAAAAUCAGAAACUAGUCUCCAUGGAAACAGAGAAGAAAUAAUACAGCAAUUUCAUGAUGCAAAGGAAAGAUAUGAGGAUGCAAGCAGUAAAGUAAAGAAUUUAAAGAAAUUUUUUAGGGUGCUGGAAAGAAUCAUGGCAGAGAGAGUCAAAGCUUAUCAGCAAUUCCUACGUAUCCUUUCUAUACGAUGCAAAAGCAGCUUUGAGGGAUUAUUGCAUGUUCGAGCUUGCUCUGGAAAAAUACUUUUUGAUCACAAGAACGAGACACUUUCCAUAACAGUUCAGUUUGGAGAUGAAGAGAAAGCUUCCCUUACUGAUUUGAAAUCCUUAUCAGGAGGUGAACGUACCUUCUCUACAGUUUGUUACAUUCUCUCUCUGUGGAACAUCACUGACUCUCCUUUCCGAUGCUUGGAUGAAUUUGAUGUCUACAUGGACAUGCUUAACAGAAGAAUUGCCAUCGAUAUGAUUCUGGAGAGGGCUGAUUUUCAGCAGUAUCGACAGUUCAUUUUGUUCACCCCCCAAAGCAUAAGUUCUCUGCCUACGAUUCCCCAUAUUCGAAUCCUCUGCUUGCAAGACCCUGAAAGAGGCCAAAGACAAUUGAAUUUCCAAAAUGAGACAGGCCGUGAUGAAGAUCAAUAAGUAUCUCUUUGUGAAUAUGGCAUACUGUUGAGCACAAAUGUGGAAUAGUAUUUGUAAAGUUAUUGCUUCCUGAUGCUGAAGAAGGGGAUGUUUUGUUACAUACUCUCAGGAAGAUGUUUCUGUAUUGUUAUUAUUAUUUUUUAAAGAAUUCACUUUGUGUGUUCACAGACCAAGAAUAGAGAGAGUUUGUAUAAUGGGAAAAUUUUGAAUGUUCAGUUGAUAUUUUUAGCUACCAACUAAUAGAAUUUUUUUAUCAGUUGUUCUGUUUUUUCUUCUGGAAAAGUUGAAAUAUAUUUUGUAUAACUAUUGAGUAAUAUUUUAAUAAACAGUUUGAACUGAUACUUGUGGUAAUGUUUUAAUGUCUCUACACAUUUAGAAUUAGCAUUAGGUUAAAAAUACUGGUUUCUUCCUAGUUCUGCUUUAUUUCUUAAACAUGUGCUAAUUAAUACAUGCAGUAUAAUGUGUUUCAUUGAUUUUCCAUUGGAACCACAGCAGCUGAACAUGAGAAACUAUUAGUACUUAUGGUUUCAUAAGUAGAGAAGGGAAAAAUUUAUUUACAGUAUAUUCUCUGGGAGUGGAAACAAGUGCUUUUUUUUCUUUUCCUAAAGAGUUUGAGUUUUUUUGGACGUGAGCUUACAACACCUAGCAAGCUGUGGCUUUAUAAACUUAGAUUCUUAAUUCCAGUAAACUGAGUUCUUGUACACUCAGAGUUUCCAGAUGGAGAAUAAGUCUCUAGAUGUUCAUUGUAUUAGAACAAACUAUAGAGACAAGUCCUUCCAAUAUAGAGGAAUAGAGUAAGAAUUCUGGGAAAUAAUACAGUAAUUUUACUACAGCAUUGUAGACCUGUAUUUCCCAUAGUCCCACACUUCCUGGGACUGUGCUAGAGCACUUAAAAUAAACUUGAUUUAUUUAAAUAUUGCAAGCAUUUAUUGGGGAUAAGAGAGAGAAAAAAGAACCAGAUUUUUCAAAUUCCCCCAAAUUAACUUUUUUUCUCUCCUGUUCUUUUUUUGUCCAGGAACUUGAAAUUAUUGGCAGCUCUUCAAAAAAACCCACAUUUUAUAGAGUUCAGCUAUUAGACAUACUUUUUUCUUCUUCUUUUUUUUUUUUUUUUUUUAUGUUAUGGGGAUACAAAAGCCAUUAAGACUUCUCAGAGAACAAUAUUCUGCAGUUUUUGCAGUUUUUUACUGAAUAGCAGUUCCUCAGUAAAACCUUAUUGUAGUGUAAAUUUUAACUCAACUUUGUAGCAUAAUUUGUUUUCAGUUGCUGCACAGUAUUGUGUGUUUUUUAAUAUUGUUCAGUUUUUACACAAGCAGGUAUUAAAACUUACAGGUUUCUUUAAAAUAUGGAAGCUAGGUAAGACUUGAAGGAAAUACGCUUCAUAGAAUCAUAAAAUCAUAAAAUAUGCUGAGUUGAACCCUCAGGAUCAUGGAAUCCAACUCCUGGUCCUGCACAGGACAGCCCUGAGAAUCACACCAUGGGCCUGAGAGUGUUAUCCAAAUACUUCUUGAACUCAGACAGGCUUGGUGCUGUCACCACUUCCCUGGGGAGCCUGUUCCACUGCUCAACCACCCUCUGGGUGAAGACCCUCUUUCUAAUAUCCAACCUAAACCUCUCCUGGCUCAGCUUUGUGUUGUUUCCUUGAGUCCUGUUACUGGUCACAAGAGAGAAGAGAUCAGUGCCUGCUCCUCCUCUUCCCCUCAUGAGGAAGUUGUAACUGCAGUGAGGUCUGCCCUCCGUCUCCUCCAGGCUGAACAGAGCACGUGGCCUCAGCUGCUCCUCGUACAGCUUCCCUCCAGAGCCUUUGGAUGCUCUCUAAGAGCUUAAUGUCUUUUUUUUAUGUUGUGGCACCCCAACUUGCACUUAAUACUCAAGGUGAGGCUGCUGCAGAGCAGAGCGGGACAGUCCCCUCCCUUGACCAGCUGGGGAUGCUUUGCCUGAUGCCCCCCAGGAUACGGUUGGCACUCCUGGCUGCCAGGGCACUGCUGACUCAUAUUCAGCUGGCCACUGACCAGGACCCCCAGGUCCCUUCCCAUGGCACUGGUUUCCAGCAUCUCAUUCCCCAGUCCGUACACACAGCCAGGGUUGCACUGUUUCAGUGCAGGUUCUGGCGCUCACUAUUUUUGAACUUCAUAUGGUUGGUGAUUGCCCAGUCCUCUAUAAUUUUUCGAGGUCUCUCUUCAGGGCCUCUGUGUCUACAAGGGAGUCAACAACAUCUCCCAAUUUAGUGUCAUCAGCAAACCUAAUUAGUGUUCCUUUGAGUCCUGUGCCCAAGUCAUUAAUGAAGAUGUUGAAGAGAACUGGGCUGAGGAUGGAGGCCUGUGGAACCCCACUAGUGACAGGUCACCAGUUUGAUGUCACCCCAUUCACUGUAACUCUUUGUGCCCGACCCAUGACCCAGUUGUUCACCUAUUGGGUCACACGGUUAUUCAGCUGUGUGCUGGACAUUUUGUGAGAGAUAGUAUCAAAAGCUUUACUGAAAUCCAAGAAGAUGACAUCAGCUGGCCUCCCUUGAUCAGCUACGUGGGUUAUGUUUUCAUAAAGGGAAAUCAGGUUUGACAAGCAGGACUUUCCUCUCGUUAAGCUGUGCUGGCUGUGACCCAUGACUGCAUUGUCUUUCAGGUGUUUCUCAAUACCUCCCAGAAUAAUCUUUUCCAUGAUUUUACCAGGCACUGGAAGUGAGACUGACAGGCCUGUAGUUUCUGGGAUCCUGCUUCUUGCCCUUCUUGAAAACUGGGACAACGUUUGCUCGCUUCCUGUCAGCUGGGACCUCCCCAGAUUCCCAGGACCCCUCAAAAAUAAUUAUCAAGAGAGGUUUUGUGAUGACAUCCUCUUUGCAGAUUCUCAGAUGAAUCCCAUCAGGCCCCAUAGAUUUGUAGGAAUCCAGCUGGAGCAGCAGAUCCUGGACAAUUUCAGGAUCAACUGGGAGCUGAUCAUUCUCACAGUCAUUGUCCUCCAGCCCAGCCAUUGAGACCCCCCUUGGUCCGUCAUCCAUGUUGAAGACAGAGGCAAAGAAAGCCUCAAACACCUCUGCCUUGUCUCUGUCUCUGUUUGAGUUGACCAUCCUCAUCCUGUAAUGGACCAGUGCUAUUUCUACACUGACUUUUGCCAUUAAUAUCUUUUAUUGUCCCCCACAUUUCUGGCAGCUUCAACUCCAGUUCAGCUUUGGCUGCACAGAUCUUCUCCCUACCGUGUCAAGCAGAAUCUCUGCAUUCUUUCUAUGUCACUUGACCUUGCUUCCACUGGGUAUAUACCUUCCUACUUUGCCUUAUUUCCAAGGGAAGAUCCCUGCUCAGCCAAGCCAGCCUUCUGCCUCACCUGCUUGACUUCCAGCAUUUGAGAAUUGCCUCCUCACAGGGGACUUUACUUACUAAUUCCUUGAGCAGCCUGAAGUCUGCUCUCAUUGUGGCCAGACUUGAGGUUUUGCUGGCACUUUUCCUUCUGUUAACAGAGAUUUUUAACUCGAUCACUUCACGGUCAGUGUGGCCAAGAGGCCUCCAGUCUCCACUUUGCUCAUGAGAUCCGCUCUGUUGACAAGCAGCAGAUCGAGGAGGGCCUUUUUCCAAGUUGGCUUCUUAGGACCUAUUCCAAAAAGUUGUCAUCCAGGUUUUUUAGGAAUCUUUUGGCCCAGGCUGUACCAGCAGUGUGAUGUUCCCAGUUGAUUUCUGCCAAGUUGAAGAAGUCCAUAAGGACAAGGGCAGUUGACUUGGAAUUGUUCCUUAGUUCCUCAAAGAAUAAUUCAUUGGCAUCACUGUCCUGGCUGGGAGGUCUGUAGAAACUCCCACAAUGAAACCUUUUUUGUUUCAAACAUUAUUUGUUUGCCCCUUGCUUCUUACCCAGAGACUCUCAGCUGUGCCAUUGCCAACUGUGAGCUCCACACAGUCUAACCCUUCCAUUACAUACAGUGUAACUCUGCCUCCUCUGCCCUGCCUAUCCCUCCAAAAGAGUCUGUAACCUUCCAACAGGGCACUCCAGUCACAGGUCUCAUCCCAUCAGGUUUCACUUACGCCAGUGAUGUCAAAUCUCUGGGACUGGGCCAAAGCUCUGAGAUCAUUUGUUUAUUCCUCAUGCUGUGUGCUUUGGUGUAGAAACAUUUCAGGAGUGGUACAUUGUAGCCAACACCUCUUGAGGCAGAUUGAGGGAUUCCAUUAGUGCUCAUUUCCUCAAAUUUUGGCACUGGUUCAUCACUGGCAAGCCUGGUAUUUUCCCUUUCCUCCUUCCAAACUAAUUUAAAGCCCUGUGAGCUCUUUUCCCCCUCUGAGACAGAUGCAUCCUGUCAGGUGUCAGUAGACCAGGUGGCUGAGUAAACCAGGAGAGAUUGUUCAUGAUGAAGAUAAA